Messenger RNA from Geodia barretti, 1596 nucleotides. The record is from the annotation of a GenBank genome assembly. Lineage: Eukaryota; Metazoa; Porifera; Demospongiae; Tetractinellida; Geodiidae.
CCACGCCGGGAUGACAAGACGUAGGAGCGGGGGGAAGGGGCAUUCACCUAACUAUUUCGAAUUUCUUGAGAAGGCCAUGGUGUGAUGGGAUGUGUUGCGACUGUAAAAGGGAAGCAGCCUGGAGCACCGAUUUUCAAGACCAUCUCUUCUGAGCACGUGGUGGGGUGUGCCAUGAAGCUGUCAAAUUGAAAUCCUUGAGGCUCCGAGUAUGCUGAUUGGGUUCCAGUCGUGGAAGAAUUGCAAGGAGGAUCUCCCCACAACCACCUCCAGUCCCACGCCACAGUCCAAUACACAGGAGACCUAAUACCCAGUCUCAGAGCUGAAUGGCGUGUUCUGGUCGAACGGUGAGUUCCACCUCUCAAGUGGCAUAUCUCGCAUCUUAAGAAACGAAUAGUGAAGGGAAGAGUGUUUACGUGAGUACCUCAGCACCCUUUACUUGAAUCCUACACUCUGCGUCGAAGUGUAGGUCGUUUCGCCCCUAUACCCAAGUUGGCGAUUGAUAUUGGACGUCAGAACCGCUGCGGGGUUCCACCAGAGUAGCUCCCAUCCCUUUCCCUCACCCAAAUAUUUCUUUUCCCCUAUCUCGCCACUCCACAGAUAAGAGAGAGUCUGGUAUUUUCCAAAAGAUCCUACUUCUGUCUUUCUUCACUGGAGGAAGAAGACAAAGGCAAGGCAGGUGCAGUGCGAGUGAAGAGAGGAGUGGAGGACAUGUACUGAGUUGUCACUACAAGAAAGCUUCGCUAGAAAAAGCAGCAGUGGAGAGGUGAAGAUAAACAGAGAUGAGGAGACAGAGAAUAAGAAAGCUGGUUCAGAUUUCUGCUGGAACUGGACAUACAGCUGGAGGGAGAGAGUGAGGUACUCCACACGUCAGAGUACGUGUACCUGGCAACAGGAGCCAGCAGCAUCUGUGCCACACACUCCAAUUUCCAGUGAGAGAAGAGAAAUGUAGACGUGUACCUGGUGGUGUCUGUCAAGAACUUGGGAGCCUGGGUCCAGCACCUCAUCCAUAACAAGUGGAGCACAUCUACAAAGUGACGGGAGACGAGAGAUUUGAGCUAGUGAUAGUGGACUACCAGAGUGGAGGACCUGGAUGUGGCGGCAGAGCUGAGGGCCUCUUCUCUUCCCAGAUGGAAGGUGAUCAGCAUGACUGGAGGCUUCUCUCGCAGUGGAGGGCUCCAGGCCGGCAUCGACUACGUGACGAACCCCGACGCAAUUGUGAUGACCAUUGACAUGCACCUCACUCUACCUCCCGGCUUUGUGGAGUACACUCGCAGGCAUGUGGUGCAGGGGAAGAUGGGGUUUGCCCCUAUGUUCUUCCGUCUUAAUCAGGGCUACACUGAGAUUAACAUCAACGGAUUCUGGGAGACUCUGACAUAUGGGCUACUGGGGAUGUACAAGAGUGACUGGACCACUGCUGGAGGAUUCGACGUACAGAAAUACACCACCAAAUGGGGUGGGGAGGACUGGGGCGCUGUGGACAGAGUUGUGACUCACGGAAUUGAACUGUUCAGAGUCAGGUACCCAGGACUGGCGCACUACUUCCACACCAAAAAAGGCAUGUGGGACAACAACCUACAAUCUAAGUACAAUCACUAG